This is a messenger RNA of Paramecium primaurelia, 2688 nucleotides long. The record is from the annotation of a GenBank genome assembly. Lineage: Eukaryota; Ciliophora; Oligohymenophorea; Peniculida; Parameciidae.
AUGUAAAGAGUUAAAAGAGAUGAGUAGACUAAAGAAGUUAUUAAUGUACUCCUUGCAGAAGAUGCUCCUAUUUAAAGUCUUAUUUGCAAUUUAUAUAAUAGGGAUAGCAUUAAUUGAUUUAUUAUAAUUGUGUAAUUAUUAAGUAGUGGCAUGUGAAACAGGUAUUUAAGCAAGGGAUGAACUUCUGAAAGUAGAAAAUGAAUUUGAUUUAAUUUUGUUGGAUUUAGGUCUUCCUGAGAUGACAGGUUUGGAACUUUUGUAAAUUAUAAAAGCGUAAAAAUUUAUUUGAGAAUCAAGUAUUGAUAAAUUGAAAGAUGUUCCAGUGAUUAUGAUGAGUGGUGAUGAUGAGACAGAAACAGUUGCUGCUUGUUUAAAUGCAGGAGCAGAAGAUUAUAUGGUAAAACCUGUAAAUUUUAAAAAACUUCAAGGGCUUUAAACAUUCGUAAAAAAAAAGCCAAAGUCACGAAAUGUAUAAAUCUAUUUAAAUUUGUUAUAGGGCAACUAAAACGAAAAAGGAUAUUAUACAAUUGUUAGAAAUAUAGGUAAAGGUGCUUCUGGUUCUGUAGAAUUAGUAAGAAAAAGUACUGAUUAAGAAUUAUAUGCAAUGAAAGUAAAAUAUAAAUGAAUUUAGGUAAUUCCAACCUUUUUUAUGAAUGAAUAAGAAAGAAAAAAUGCUGAAAAUGAAGUGAGUUUAUUAAGAGUUCUAACAGCUCCAACAAUAAUUAAAUAUUAUGAAAGUUUCACUGAAAAUGAGUCUUUGAAUAUCAUCAUGGAAUAUGCAGAAGGAGGAUCAUUAACUGAGAAAAUCUCUGAAUAUUAACGAUAUGGAAAUUAGGUUCCAAAAGAUUAAAUAUUAGCUUGGAUGGCUUAAUUAGUAAUUGCAAUACAUUUUAUGCAUUCUAAGAAUAUCCUUCAUAGAGAUAUUAAAACUUAAAAUAUGUUUUUGAAUAAAGGUUUAUAUUUCAUUAUAUUUUUAAUAGAAUAGGUAAUUAAAUUAGGAGAUUUUGGAAUUUCAAAAGCAUUAGGUACUCAUGCCAAUUUUGCAUAAACUUUUCUUGGAACUCCUUAUUUUAUGUCACCUGAAGUUAUUAGAGGUUAACCAUACGGAAAGAAAUCUGAUAUAUGGGCUUUAGGUUGUGCUUUAUAUGAAUUGGUUAUGUUAAAACGACCAUUCUAACAUGAUAACAUUCAAAUAAUUUUUGAGAUGAUUCAAAAUAAACCUUAUGAUAUGGAUCCAUCAGUUGACUAAGAUCUUUAAUAACUAAUUGAAAAAACAUUAUAAAAGGAUCCUAAUAAUAGGCCAACAGUUGAAGAUCUAGCUGCUAUACCCUGUAUUGAAGAAAAAAUUAAUUAAUUUUAUAAGGAUCAUCCUAAUGAAAGUACUAAGUUUUUUUGAUUUUUUGUUAGCUAAUUUAAUUUCAGUCAAACGAUUAUAAUUGGGUCCAUAAUUGUAACCUGAAACAACAGAAUAAGUAUUAGAUGAAAAUUAUAUUGCUAUAUCUGCUGAUAUGAUAGAGAAAAUAUAAUUAAGAAAAGUAAUAUAUGGAUUCAUUAAUUAAAUGUAAAAAUAAUUUUUAAUAGUUUAGUGAAUAUAUAGGUGCUUUAGGUCAAGAUAUUUUAAAUUAUCUUUAAAAAGCCUGCAAAAAUUAAUUAGAAAUUCAAUAAGUUAGUCAACAAUUAUUAGAAUCUUAACUUAUAAUACCCUUAGAAUCUUAAAAAGAUUUAACACCAAAUUAAUAUUAUUCUUUUCCAAUCUUCCUUUAAUUUAUAGCUGCUAAUAAUUUUUAAAAAUAUACAGGAAAUUCUGUAGAUUUUAUGGAAAUCUUGGAAAAAUUAAUAAAAAAGUUUAAAGAAUUCUAAAGCAAAUUUGUAGAGAAGAAUAAUAUUAAAGGAGAGAUUUUAGAAUAAGGAUUUAAAGAGUAUUUUGAAUUAAUUUAAGAAACAACUUAAUUAUAAAAAUCAACAAUGAUUGAUUAUUCUUAAGAAAAGAAAAUUGCAGCUUAUGUGAAUGUAUUUUAAUUAAUGAGAUUUCAUCAGUAAUACUUAUUAUAUAAAUUAUUAGAUCAUUAAAUUAAUAUUAUGUUGAUAAACUCUAAUAAAAAGGAGUGAUAGAAGAACCUAAAUCAAUAUUAAAAACAAUUAUAGGUUCUAUUUUACCUCCACAUCCUAUAAAAGUAGAUUUUGCUUAUUCUAUAAAUAAAUUAAUUACUACUUUACCUUAAAUUAAACAUGGAAUAUUAAGAAGAAAUAAACCUGCUCCAAAUUUUCAUUAAUUACCAAAUAAUGAUCCAAGAAUUCUCACAGUUGAUACAAGAGGAAUAAUUUUCAUAUUUACUGAAGAAUACUAAGAUACUAAUGUUAGUUUAAUCACUGAACUAUAAUUCUUAGAUGAAAAAUCAGUAUAAUAAUUUAUUUAAAAUCAUAUUAAAUAAUUUAUAUUGAAGAAUGUCUGCCUUGAUAUUAUUGAAUAAGAAAUAAUAAUACAUCCAUUAUGUUAAAGUAUUAAAAAUGAAAUAAUUAUUAGCUUAUCUAAGUGAUUUUGGAUCUGAAAAAUAAUUAUUUUAAUGGUUAUUAGAAAGGAUGGAUGAUGGAUAUAAUAAGGAAAAACUAUUAAAUUAGUACGACUAAUAGGAUUUUUAUAUAAGAUUCAAAAAUCCUAACGAGUAGAAAAAAUAACCAAAAAAUUGA